AUGGUCCCAGAAAAUCCCCGUCACCCUUAUAUGAAGCACAGAAUCGGCGGCUGGCUUCCCAAGCACCCUGAUCACUUCCUUCAAUGGCUGCACGGGGUUGUUGCCACAGUUAGAGAAGCUAAAAAGGCUGGGAAGUUGGCGAAGGAGCACACCUCCAUCAAGAAUUUUCGAGAGCUCAUCGUGAGCAAUACUCAAGUCCGAAUGUACUUUAGUCUGAUGUUUGAAGAAAUCCCGAACAAUGAAGUGUAUCAGACUGACCCAACUGGGAAGCGCGCCAUUAAGGACUGGGAAGAGUUGUUGGCAACAAUGAACCUGCUCUUGGAGCAAGCUCCCGGGUGGCUUUACAAUACAGAGGGUCAGAAAGGACUGGUUGGAUUCCCCUUUAAUGCUAUCCUGGAUUGGCCAAUGGGGACAGCAGCCGGUGUCUCCGCAUUCCUCCGCGAAGAUGUGUGCGCCUGCUUCAAGGACAUUCUAAAUGAAUACGGUCAGUUCCUGUCUUCCGAGAGAUCAGGCCAUGUCCUGAACAGCGACAAUUGGUUCAGUCCCCAAGCUCUGCAGGAAAUGAGCAGAGUCGCAUCCGAAGGCUACGGGAAGACUCUUUCCUUCGAGCAAGCCUACGAGUGCAACCCAAGCCUCCCCGGCUACGGCUACAAGACGUGGGACGAGUUCUUCAUCCGCAAGUUCCGGAAAGGGAUUCGCCCAGUAUACCAGGUCGGAGAUGACUUACAGAUUGUGAAUUGCUGUGAGUCGACGCCUUAUGCACUCCAAUAUGACGUGAAGCUUGUCGACAAUUUCUGGCUCAAGGGACAACCGUAUAGUCUCCAAGACAUGCUAGGCAGCAAUGAAUACGGAAAUAUAUUCCAGGGCGGAAUCGUAUACCAAGCAUUUCUUUCUGCGCUAAGUUAUCAUUGCUGGCAUGCCCCCGUCUCUGGCGUUGUUCGAGAUGUGUUUUAUAUUCCAGGCUCCUAUUACGCUGGAAGCUACUGGGAAGGGUUUGCGAAUAUUGACCCGAUAACCGGACAGCCUGAUCCAGAUCCGGCGGGACCGAAUGAAUCUCAAGGGUACAUUUGCCAAGUUGCAACACGAGCCGUGAUGCUCCUUGAGGCUACCGACCCGCACAUUGGCCUCAUGGCUAUCGUUCAGGUCGGUAUGGCGGAAGUUUCCUCAUGCCAAUGGACUGUGGAAAAGGGUGACACUCUGACAAAGGGCCAAGAUAUAGGAAUGUUCCACUUUGGCGGUUCAACACACUGUCUUAUAUUCCGGAAGGGUGUCGAGCUUAAAUGGGUCAAAGAUCCCAUGGUUACUGGAGAGGACAAAAAUUUACCGGUUUGUGGCGCACUGGCCCAAGUUAUCGCGGGGCCUGCUAAGUAG
This is a messenger RNA of Lindgomyces ingoldianus, 1371 nucleotides long. RefSeq names its product phosphatidylserine decarboxylase. Gene Ontology annotation, cellular component: mitochondrion. Gene Ontology annotation, biological process: phosphatidylethanolamine biosynthetic process. The transcript has 4 exons. NCBI's taxonomy places the organism in Eukaryota, Fungi, Ascomycota, Dothideomycetes, Pleosporales, Lindgomycetaceae. The record is from RefSeq and is a predicted model, not a curated record. The coding region runs from base 1 to 1371 and encodes 456 amino acids. Gene Ontology annotation, molecular function: phosphatidylserine decarboxylase activity.